AUGCACAACCAACAACCUAAGUCCAUGGAGGGCGAGCUUGCCACUGAUUCUUUGCCUGUUGUUAUUGGUAACAAUGGUCAUAAAGAUAUCAACAUCCAACAUGGUAAGGGUGACUUAUCAACGUAUAGUAAGUUUUUGGCUAUAUAUUCAAGGUGCCCAGAAACGUAUACACUUUAUGAGGCUCAAGAUAAACAAUCUGCACAAUUUAGUUCUAAUUGGGAUGAAUUUGUUACCAUUUUGAAGAAUUCAAAAGGUUUUAAAAAUGCAAAUGGAAUAAUGGAAUACAUGAUUCCAGCAACAACCGCUGAGAAGUUUGCUGGGCUAAGUAAUAUAGCUGUGAAAGUUUCUGAGUAUGAGAAGGAAGGCGAAGACCAAAUUCGUGGUGUUAUUACAACCAUUGAGCAUGAAAAUUAUUUCAAUGAUUGGUUUAUCUGGCAUAUUUUGGACCAGUCACGGUUGAACAACAACUCUGCUCCAAAACUAUUAAAAUCGGAAGAAGAUAAGGAUUAUGGUAAACUAUUCACAGAGUUUUUUGCUGAUGAGAUGAAGAAUACCAUCAAGGACGAUGAAUGGCUUACUGGAGGAGGUUACGAACAUUUUUUGGAAAAGGUCAGGUAUUUUACCGAUAGAAACUUGAAAAUUGAAUGUGUAUUACCAGCUUUCCCCUGUAAAUCAUCUAAUUUACAGAAGGUACAUGGCCGUACUCCAGACAAGGGUGAGGAGUUUGCUUUGAGAAGAUUAGUUAAAUUUACUGAAGAUGUGAGCGCUUUUUACCCACCAGGUGUUAAGGUUUGGAUUGUCAGUGACGGACACGUAUUCAGUGACUGUAUUGGCGUUGACGAUGACGUUGUCGACAACUAUACUGCUUCCUUGCACAAGCUAUACAAGAACAUUGCAAAGCCAGGCUCGGAUUCAAUUGGCUUCUGUGGAUUGAAAGAUGUCUUUUUCUCAGGGAACGCAGCAGGAAGCUUUAAUGUUUCGUCGAUUCCUGACAUUGAAUUAGAUCAUCACUGCGGUACUAAGAUAUGUCCAGACUCAGAACUUUCCAGGAAAAUUUUAAUGAAGGGUUGUGACACUGACGACGGUAGAUUAAGAAAGCAAAUUGAAAUCCCAAAUCAUCCAAGAUUACACUUAUAUAGAGGGUUUUCUAGAUUCAUGGUCGAGGAUUUAUGUUUGUUGCCAUUUUUUGAAAAUGUUUCCAGAAAGUAUUUCAAGAAGACAGUUUGUAAGGUCGCUUUCGAGAUGAUUAAACGUAAUGACGCUUAUUCUAACUUAGUCGAGUUAGUUUUCCCUCAUCAUUUAAGAUUGUCAAUUCAUGCACACACAAACAGUGGUCCAAAGUUUGGUAUUAAAGUUAUAUCACCAGAACAAUGCAGAACGGUAAAAUCGUUGGAUUCUGAGGAAGAACCCACUUUUGAAGACUUGUUACAUAUUCCCACCCCAUGGCACAACUGUGUAGUUAACAUCGGAAGUGAUUACUAUUUGGCCAAAAAUAGGGUUGUCACGGAUGCUAUUGAAAACGGCAGCUAUGAAGGCAAGUGGGUUGAAACUGACAUCGAGCAUGGCCAAGGUGGUUACUGGGUUAUAAACAAGGUGUGA
Eremothecium cymbalariae DBVPG#7215 is the source of this 1599-nucleotide messenger RNA. RefSeq names its product Dit1p (gene DIT1). The coding region runs from base 1 to 1599 and encodes 532 amino acids. The transcript has a single exon. NCBI's taxonomy places the organism in Eukaryota, Fungi, Ascomycota, Saccharomycetes, Saccharomycetales, Saccharomycetaceae. The record is from RefSeq and is a predicted model, not a curated record.